This is a messenger RNA of Calypte anna (Anna's hummingbird), 4469 nucleotides long. RefSeq names its product F-box protein 42 (gene FBXO42). The transcript is spliced from 10 exons. The coding region runs from base 113 to 2248 and encodes 711 amino acids. Lineage: Eukaryota; Metazoa; Chordata; Aves; Apodiformes; Trochilidae. The record is from RefSeq and is a predicted model, not a curated record. Gene Ontology annotation, molecular function: protein binding.
GAAGAUGGCGGCACCGGGCAGAGCCGUCACCGGGGAGACGCGGCGGCCUCACCGCCUGCAGCACUGAGGGCCCGGCAGAGCCGCGCCGGGGGCAGCUCUGAAGUGGGAUGCCAUGGCCAGCUCCUCUGACAGUGAAGAUGAUGGUUUCAUGGCUGUGGAUCCAGAAGAUGCUGUGGUGGAAGGGACGAUGGAGCAAGAUGAUGAGCCCCGUGCUGAGCUGGAGGAGGUUGAGGAGACCAGGCAUAACAGAUCAAUGCUGGAGCUCCCUGAAGAGGUUUUGGAAUAUAUCCUCUCCUUCCUUUCACCCUACCAGGAGCACAAAACUGCUGCCCUUGUCUGCAAACAGUGGUAUCGACUGAUCAAAGGUGUGGCCCAUCAGUGUUAUCAUGGCUUUAUCAAAGCAGUGCAAGAAGGAAACAUUCAGUGGGAGAGUCGCACUUACCCCUACCCAGGCACCCCCAUCACCCAACGCUUCUCCCACAGUGCAUGUUACUACGAUGCCAACCAGUCCAUGUAUGUCUUUGGGGGCUGCACACAGAGCAGCUGUAACGCGGCUUUCAACGACCUCUGGAGGCUCGACCUCAACAGCAAGGAGUGGAUCCGGCCCCUGGCCUCAGGUUCUUACCCCUCACCCAAGGCUGGUGCCACCCUGGUGGUCUACAAGGACUUGCUUGUGCUCUUUGGUGGGUGGACACGGCCAAGCCCUUACCCUCUGCACCAGCCAGAGAGGUUCUUUGAUGAGAUCCACACAUACUCACCUUCCAAAAACUGGUGGAACUGCAUCGUGACCACCCAUGGCCCCCCUCCCAUGGCAGGACACUCCUCCUGUGUCAUUGAAGACAAGAUGAUUGUCUUUGGGGGUUCUCUGGGCUCUCGGCAAAUGAGCAACGAUGUCUGGGUGCUAGAUCUGGAGCAGUGGGCUUGGUCCAAGCCCAACAUCUCUGGCCCCAGCCCUCACCCACGUGGUGGCCAGUCACAGAUCGUGAUAGACAACGAAACCAUUUUAAUCCUGGGUGGCUGUGGUGGUCCCAAUGCACUGUUUAAAGAUGCUUGGUUGCUUCACAUGCACACAAACCCCUGGACGUGGCAGCCGCUCAAGGUGGAGAAUGAAGAUCAUGGAGCCCCGGAGCUGUGGUGCCAUCCUGCUUGCAGGGUAGGACACUGUGUCGUGGUCUUCAGCCAAGCCCCGAGUGGCAGAGCCCCUCUCAGCCCCAGCCUCAAUUCCCGUCCCUCUCCCAUCAGCGCCACGCCGCCCGCGCUGCUCCCCGAGACGCGGGAAUAUCGCUCCCAGUCUCCCGUCAGGAACACGGAGGAGGCUCCUUGUGUCAACGGCCGCUGGGGCACCCUGAGACCCAGAGCCCAGAGGCAAACCCCGUCGGGAUCCCGGGAAGGCAGCCUCUCCCCUGCCAGAGGGGACAGUUCCCCCGUGCUCAACGGUGGCACUUUGUCUCCCGGGGCCGCGGCCGCGGGCGGAGCCUCCUUGGACAGCCCGGUGCAGGCGGUGUCCCCGGGCACACCCUCGGCAGCCGAAGGAUUCGACCUCAAAGCGGGGCUGUCCCCGGGGCCGCGCCGGGGAUCGCUGCCGGAGCAGCGGGACCUGCGGCUGGGAGCCGUGGAGCUCAGCUGGGACCAGAAACCCCCGGGUUCCCUCCUCUGCCAGACGGACGGGAUGGAGGGCAGGACGGUCGGCGCCAACGGGAAGAACCCCCCGGAGCAAACCAACGGCAUCCACACCCCACCCCACAUCACCCUCCCGGGGGCCGUGUCCCCCGGCGCGCUCCGCAGGAGCUUGGAAGCCGUCAAAGCUCUUUCCUCCAAAGGUUCCUCGGCUUCUGCGGCCUUGAGCCCCCCCUUGGCUUCUUCCCCGGGGUCUCCGGGGGCCGAGUCGGGCUCGGCGGCACGCGUGGGCUCUAGCCAAGGCGAUGGCCAUUCCUUACCUCCCAUCGCCCGCCGGCUGGGCCACCACCCUCCCCAGUCCCUCAACGUGGGGAAGCCUUUGUACCAGAGCAUGAACUGCAAACCCAUGCAGAUGUACGUCCUGGACAUUAAGGAGACAAAAGAGAAAGGACGCGUCAAAUGGAAAAUAUUCAACAGCAGCUCGGUGGUGGGGCCGCCCGAAACCAGUUUACACACGGUGGUGCAAGGCAGAGGGGAGCUGAUCAUAUUCGGUGGCCUGAUGGACAAGAAACAAAACGUCAAAUAUUACCCCAAAACAAAUGCCUUGUACUUUGUGCGAGCAAAAAGAUAAUGAGGCCCCCCCCGGCCCUCUGCCGCCACCUUCCCCCCCUUCCCUCCCCACGGCUCCCUCCCCUGCUCCCGAGUCCUUUGCCCCUUCCCAGGUGUUCAAACUGUGAAUUAGGCAGCGAGAAACCAAUAAAAAUCCAAGCCAAAACCUCCAGUGCUUCCCAGUAAGAUCCCGGUGAAGCCACCGAGCAGGGAAGGACCCCACGCUGAGGACCUGGGGUGAGCAGGUCGGGAAUUCUGCCAGGAUCCUCCCGAGCUUGGGGUUUAUUUUGCCCGGGGCUGGAGAGGCUUCGGCUCUCUCCAAAACUGGGAGGAAACCUGGUUUUAAUGACCAACCCCAGUAACCAGUGGGCAGGAGGCUGUUCCCAGUUUAUUCCCUGUUUUAUUCCUGGUUUCUUUCCGGGAGGAAAACGACAGCAAUACCCCCCCCAGGGAUCUCCCCCAGCUGCAAACCUUCAGCUCCACACAAACACGAGGCCUUUUGGCUGCCUCUCAUCCCUUUGGCUGCCCCACUCUUAUCCCUCUCCUUCCCUCCAGGAAGAUAGGAGAGGAUUUUUGUGUCAAAACACCAAAACCCAUGAAGGUUUCUCCUCCCUUCCCUGCCCUGUGCUGGAUUAGGCUCAGGGAUCACCUGUGAUCCUUUCCCAUCAGCAAAAAACCCCAUUAACUCUCAAAAUCCCAUCAUUCCCCCCCUCAAAGUUGAGGAAUUUGGCUGCCUUUUCCCUUUUAGCCUUGAAAGUUCCAGUUCACCCAAGAGCCCAAACCCCUGAAGGCUGAACCAGCACCUCAGAGCCUGGAGAACAGGUUGGGGUUUGGGUUUAUUUAUUUUUUUUUUUCAGCCAAAAAAUGGGAAUAUUGGUCAGUUUGAAGGUGUGAGCAGCCCCAAGGAGCAGGACCCACCCCUCAGCUUUGCCUCUUGCCACAAAGAUCCCAACCAAAAUCCGAAGAGAUUGAACCUCUGCGUCCUUCUGAAACAACCUGGGAAAAAAAUGGGCGGAUUCUGCCAGGUUUUGGUCAACAAGUGAAAAACAAGGAACCCUCCCCACACCGGCAGUGCCAUGACGUGGCCCCUUUUCCCUCUUUUUUCCCUUUUUUUGCCUUUUUUUCCUCUUUCCUUCCCAUCCCCACGGAGCUUUUUUGCCGGUCAGAGCCUUAAAUCUCACCCCAGCCCCUGGGGCCAGGGAGGGUUUUGCUUCAUUUCCUUCAGUCCCCGCUCCCCCAACCAUAUGAUUUCUCCUAAAAGAAGGCAAAAUGUCUUUUCUGAACCUUUCCCCCCAAAAAAAAACCCCUCAGGAGCACCCAAGGUGAGCUGUGAAAUACUUUUUGGCUGCGGGGAAGGUGGGCGGGGGCUUUGGUGUUGGUUCCUUUGCAUGGUUCUUGUCAUCCAUCCCAAAAGAAAAAAAAAGAGUUUAAAAAGGGAUGGAGAGGGGAAUAAUGUCCUCAUUGCCUGGAGCAUCCCUCCAGGGGGGUUUUCCCCAAGUUUAUGUGUUCCCCAUCCUCAAAAUAGUCUAAAAUCCCCACAACCGGCCCCAAAAUCCCCACAGCUGGUCCCAAAAUUCUCAAAAUCCCUUCAACCGAUCCCCAAAACUCCAAGACUGGUCCCAAAAUAUCCAGGACUAGACCAAAAAUCCCCAUAAAUGGCCUGAGAAUCCCCUCAACUAAUCUGAAAAUCCCCAAAACUGGUCCCAAAAAAACCAACCGGUCUCAAAAUGCCCAUUACUGGUCCCAAAAGCCCUCCAACUCAUCACAAAAUCCCUUCAACUGGCCCCAAAAUCCCCCCAACUGGUACCAAAAUCCUGGUCCUAUAAUCCCAACGACUGGUCCCACAAUCCCCAGUCCCAAAACCCCCUCAGACUGGCCCCAAAAUCCCCACAGCUGGUCCCAAAAAUCACAAAACUGGUCCAAGAAUCCCCUCAGCUGGUCUCAAAGUUCUCUCAACAAGCCCCAAAUAUCCUCUCAACAGGCCCCAAAAUCCCAGCUGGCCUCAAAAUCCCCUCAACUGGUCUCAGAAUCCUCUCAACUUGCCUCCAAAUCCUCUCAGCUGGUCCUAAAAUGCCCAUUACUGGUCCCAAAAUCCCCAUAAGUGAUCCCAAAAUCUCAGCUGGCCCCAAAACCCCCACAACCAUUUCCCUAAAACCCCAGAACUGGUCCAGCAAUUGGUCCUAAAAUCCCCUCAACCGGUCCCAAAAUCCUCUCAACAAGCCCCAAAAUCCCAUACUGGUCCC